CUUAUCUGCAUCCUCACUGGACUCUUCAGCUGCCUCUCAGUUCAAAAGAAAAAUCUCAGACUUUUCAACAAAUUGGAAACGUUUCAUCUGGUUUAGCUGCGGCUCCUCUUCUGAACAAACACUUCGGGAAAGUCGCAAUAAUACCAGGCAGUUCCACACACUGCUCAGUGAAAACUAUCUUGGAGAAGAUCACCUCUGUGCUCCGGUUUCCUCUAACGUUGUCCCACCGUGAGGUGAAGAGUCCCACUCAGCUGAAGACUGAGGGAAAUGAACAUUAUCAGGUUUUCUCCCAGGCUUUGUUGAUCAUUCGUGAGCCUCCAUGGCAGACUGGAACUUCUUGGGGAAGCUACUGGAGAGUGCCCAGUUUCACUCAACCGUGGUGGGCAAGGUCUGGCUCACGGUGCUGUUCAUCUUCCGCAUCCUGGUGCUCGGAGCCGCUGCUGAGAAAGUGUGGGGAGAUGAGCAAUCCGGCUUUACAUGUGACACCAAGCAGCCCGGUUGCCAAAACGUCUGCUACGACAAGACCUUCCCCAUAUCACACACCCGCUUCUGGGUGAUGCAGAUCAUCUUCGUCUCCACGCCUACUCUUAUUUAUCUGGGUCACAUCCUUCACCUGGUCCGCAAGGAGGAAAAGGAGAAGGAGAAACUCAAGGACCUCGCCAUAAAGAAUGAAAAACAACAAGACUUAAUUAGCAAUAAGCCCACAAAGGCCUCCAUUAAGGACGACCAAGGCCAUGUGCGUCUGCAUGGUGCUCUUCUGCGGACAUAUGUCUUCAACAUUAUCUUCAAGACUCUCUUUGAAGUGGCAUUCAUCGUAGCUCAGUACUUCCUGUAUGGAUUUGAGCUGAAGCCGAUGUACACCUGUGACCGCUGGCCCUGCCCUAAUGUGGUGAACUGCUACAUCUCUCGACCUACAGAGAAGACAGUCUUCAUCCUUUUCAUGCUGGCAGUAGCUUCGUUGUCCCUGCUGUUAAAUUUGGUGGAAAUGUACCAUUUAGGUUUCAAAAAAUGCCACCAGGGUCUUCGCGUCAGAAGGUCAAAGAUGGAAAGGGAAGCUCCCAAGGCCUUAGGUGAGGGGGUGAUACCUUUCGUUCCAAACUACACCUACUUUACAGGUCACUCUACAGUGACGGAGCCCUUUCCUGCAAACUCAAAGUACAGCAUAGCAGAGCCAAACUCUGCUUACAGCCCCUACAACAGCAAAGUAGUCUACAAGCAGAACAGGGACAACAUGGCUGUAGAGAGAAAAGGCCGAUCAGACGGAGAUGAUGCAGAGAAGACAAAAAUAUCCGGUCCUGUUACUGAUCCUCCUGUGGAAAACCAGCGUAGAAACAGUCAGUCCAGCAAGCACAGCAACAACAAGGGCAGGUUGGAUGACCUGAAGAUCUGAGAACUUCAUGUUUCCUCCCAAGCCUCAGGGACUACAGGAAAAAUCCAUCACAGGAUGUGAUGCAUCUUAGAAAUCUGUUAGCUCCAGAGAGGUUAGAUCAGGGGUGGGCACUCCUGG
This is a messenger RNA of Xiphophorus maculatus (southern platyfish), 1507 nucleotides long. It is a transcript of the gene gja2, whose product is annotated as gap junction alpha-3 protein-like. Gene Ontology annotation, biological process: cell communication. The transcript has 2 exons. NCBI's taxonomy places the organism in Eukaryota, Metazoa, Chordata, Actinopteri, Cyprinodontiformes, Poeciliidae. The record is from RefSeq and is a predicted model, not a curated record. The coding region runs from base 320 to 1390 and encodes 356 amino acids. Gene Ontology annotation, cellular component: connexin complex.